Molecule: messenger RNA, 2282 nt
Organism: Scatophagus argus
Lineage: Eukaryota; Metazoa; Chordata; Actinopteri; Scatophagidae
Gene: ptp4a1
Product: protein tyrosine phosphatase 4A1
Exons: 6
Coding region: 745-1266 (173 amino acids)
Biological process (GO): protein dephosphorylation
Cellular component (GO): nucleus
Molecular function (GO): protein tyrosine phosphatase activity
Source: RefSeq, a predicted model, not a curated record
UUGUCUUCUUCUUUCUUUUCCAGGCUGACAGAGUCGCCGCUGCGGAUCAGGAGACUUCGGCUCCGCUCGGAGAAACAGCAACGGACUGUAUGGUGAAGAACCGUUUACCCAUUUUACCUUUUUCUGGGGACCGGCUGUAUGAUUAAGCUACAAUCUUCAAUGAGUAAGCAUAUCCCACAGUUCUGUGGUGUUCUGGGUCACACAUUUAUGGAGUUUCUGAAGGGCAGUGGAGACUACUGCCAGGCUCAGCACGCUGCCUAUGCAGACGAGUGAACAGCCGAACUCGCCAUCGAUCCGACGCACUUGAGCCGCAAGAGGGACCCCGGGAAGUUGGCAGGACCGGGACGCCUCCCAGAACCAGCGACAACUCGGCCUGGAUGGGGUAACUCCACCCGCUGCACACUGCCCUCGUCGGCUUCCGCCUGGCCUGAAUCAAGGUGGAACCAGCCUUGUUUUUUUUGUUUUUCUUCCUUUUCUUUUGUUUUAUUGCGAAGCAGAGGGUUUUGAGUUGUUUCUCUGGUCGUCCGCCCUUUUUUCGGCCGCUCGCUCCCCAAAUUUGCCCGUCACAGCCUUCGUUUGUGUUCAGCCUCGCCAACCUCGACUGAAGACUGGAGGAUUUCUGUUUCUGGGUUUCUAGAAGCUAGCUGGACACGUUUUGUUUGACAUUCCCUCCGAGUUAAACUCAGUGUUUACAUUAGUGUUUUUAAAUCUGUGGAAGACUUUUGUUAUUUUUGCGUUGUCACCAUGGCUCGUAUGAACAGACCCGCCCCUGUGGAGAUCACCUACAAAAACAUGAGGUUCCUCAUUACCCACAAUCCCACCAACGCCACCCUGAACAAGUUCAUCGAGGAGCUGAAGAAGUACGGAGUGACCACCGUCGUGAGAGUUUGCGAGGCCACCUAUGAUGCCACCCUGGUGGUGAAAGAAGGAAUCCAAGUUCUGGAUUGGCCGUUUGACGAUGGAGCUCCUCCCUCCAACCAGAUCGUGGACGAUUGGCUGAACCUGCUGAAGCUGAAGUUCAGGGAGGAGCCCGGCUGCUGCAUCGCUGUCCACUGUGUGGCAGGGCUGGGGAGAGCUCCGGUUCUGGUGGCCCUCGCCUUGAUCGAAUGUGGGAUGAAAUAUGAAGAUGCUGUCCAGUUCAUUCGACAGAAGCGUCGAGGAGCGUUCAACAGCAAGCAGCUGUUCUACCUGGAGAAAUAUCGUCCAAAGAUGCGCCUGCGCUUCAAAGAUUCCAACGGCCAUCGCAAUAACUGCUGCAUCCAGUAGAGCCAAACCCUGAGCCACGCCAACCCCCCUCCCACAGCAGAAGAGUUCAGUUCAGCCUCGCGAGCUUCUUACCUGGCAGGUCGUUUCUUAUCUUUUCUUUCUUUUUUUUUCUUGUGUUGAAGUAUUUUAUCUUGAAAAACCAUGUGUUUACUGUCCCCUUCUUGCGCCGGGUUUGAAUUUAAGUGUCAAAAAAAAAAAGAAAAAAAGAAAAAACACAAACCAGUUUUCUCUUCAUGUGCCCAGAAAAAAAACCCAGAAAUGAGGCAGGGCAGCGCUGAGUCGUGUGUCGUAAGGAUGUUGGAUUACGUGUUUGUCUGCAUCCCAAAGAUUUUGAUUGGCCAGUUUACACAGCCUGAGAAUUAAAAAACACCCCGUUCACUGUUAGGGUUCUGUUUGGAGACUGACGAGAAAGAGGUAUGCCUUCCUUCAGAUCAGAUGGUUCAUCCCUAAAUGCCUUACAGUCGAAGUGGAACAAAGGCAAUCGAGGCGGGAGGCGUCGACUCUUGCCAGCAUUUGGAAGACGCGUUUGACUUUUCUACUCGAAACAAACAGAAAAAAAAACAAAACAAAAUCGUUGCCUUUGUCUCGUGCAGGAAGUCUUACACUCACUUAAGCCCUUCAGUAACUAUUUUUUAAUAUAAAAUGCUUAACUGUUGCAAUAUUUGUCAAUUGAAAGUCUAGGAACUUGUUUCGUUUCUUUAUCAAACCUUCUGUUUACUAAUUAACUGCCAUGUCCGAAAUGUGAUUAUUUUAUUUUUCUUUCUUUUUUUUUUUUUAUUUUAUUUUUUGGCUUCAAACUGGACUUCCAACGUCUGCGAUAUUUUGUAUGCCUUUUUAUUUGAUGUCUGUAACUUAAGACUUGGAUACUUGAUGAUUUUAUGUAUUUGAAAAUGUGUAUUAUUAUUAGGUUGGCUAUUUAUACUAUCAAUGGAUGUGUGAUUUAGUACCGUGAGCGACAAAAGUUGUACCUGUUCACCAACUUGUGAGAGUACAUUAAAUGAUACACUGAAAAACAA